AUGGAACCAGAGAAGGACAAAAUACAUGAAACACUACGAGAGCGCCGGGAAGAAGAAAGAAGGUACUACGACCGUGGUGCUAGUGACCUACCAACCCUCCAUAACGCCCAAAAGUGUGACGAUGCAAAACCAGCAGACAUGCAUAGUUGGGAAAGGGCCAUCAAAUCCAAUCAAUAUUACUCGGCUGUACAAACUAAAAGGUCUUUUGAACUAAAAAAAAAAAAGUUUUUCACCUUCAGACUUAGGCAAAAGGUUUUUGAUAUCCUCUGUGCCCAACAAAGCACGUCAUGGACAUUACUAGAGAUGACAAAAGGAUAUCAGACAUUAGGCCAGCUGUUUCAAGAAGUCAAAGAACGGAACAGAAUUCUCGAACUGGAACUUCAAAAAAAGCAGAUGAUUUCCAUUGCAACAGAAAUGGAAACAAAACCCGAAACAACUGGACCUCAAUUGCCUAAGGAUACAUGUUCAUCAAUGUCUGAAAAAAACAAGGCCAUUACUUCGGAAGAUGAUGAAGACACUAACAGCGUCAAAAAUUUAAGCUUAGAAUCAUCAUCGGAAAAAAUCCAUAUGUCUAAUGCUUAUUCUCUCCCUACUGAAAAUCCUGAAAUCUCUGAAUCAAAUUUGCUCUUAACAAAAAAACUCGAAGAUGCUCUGCGUUUAGUUGAUGAAUAUGGCCGAAAACGAUCCAAUGAUAAGAAACUGGUGAAAAUUCUCAAUGAAGAAGUGAAAAAGGCAAAAGACGAAUUACAUUCAGUCAUGGACAAAUUGGGAAAUGCUGAGCAAGAAAACAAGUUAAUGAUGAAGAAAAUUGCAAGACUUGAAAAAGAACGAGAUAGCAUCCCAUUAGAUAUUGCUGCCAUUAACACAGAGGUUGCCGAAGCAGAAGACUGGGUGCAUCUUCAUCAAGAAACACCACCUGUUGAUGACAAAAUGUAUGAACUCCAAAAGAAAUGUGAAGAGCUUAAACACAAAGCAACAAGGUGGGAAAACGAGCAUUUUAAUCUUCAGAUUGAAUAUACCAAACAUUUGAGUAAAUGUGAAAAUUCCUUGAAAGAAGAGCAUACCAAAAAUCAGAAACUGAUGGCCAAAAUUAAAACUCUUGAAUCAAACCAUGAAAAAGUGCUUCACCAUAACCAUUUACUGAUGGAGCUACAAUCCAAGAUGUCAGCAGGUCAAAUCAGUAAACCAAAAUAUGGUUAUCCAAAUCCCAUUACUGCUGCAAGUAAUGAAAAUCUCCUAACCCCUAACAUGGAAUGGUCUUGCAAGCAAUGCACUUUCACAAACAGUUAUCAGAGCGAAGUGUGUUUAAUUUGCAAAGCACCAAAAUCUCCAACCAGACAAGCAACUUCAAAGAUGAGCGGUCGUUGGAAGUGCAGUUGUUGUACUUACGUCAAUAACUACAAAGCUGAUGCGUGCGCCAUGUGCAAAUCCUCCAGAAAAUCUUGCCAGUGGGAAGAAAAUGAACACUUGAGCAAACCCCAAAAGUAA
This is a messenger RNA of Acanthosepion pharaonis, 1488 nucleotides long. Lineage: Eukaryota; Metazoa; Mollusca; Cephalopoda; Sepiida; Sepiidae. The record is from the annotation of a GenBank genome assembly.